GCUUUUCACGUUUUGAAAAAUCCAUUAUUCAAUCCACUUUCUCUGUCUCUGCAUCUCUAUAUUUCCACGAUUCUAGAAUAUUCCGAACACCAUGUUCCAUCGUCGUCCAGAUCCAGGUACCGUCCCCUUCACCGUUUGACUCUCACUUCACUCUUCGAUGCUUCUUCACCACAUUCUCUGCUGCACAAUCGCAAUGCCGUUUCGUUGCUUUCACUUCUCACCAAUUACAGCUUAGGGUUUUCUUUUCGGACAUUCAUAAGUGGGUGUAAGAUUUUUUGCAAUCUGUUGCGUGUUAAUUGAUAGGCUUUAACGACAGUUCGUGUGAAAAUUGAAUUGCUAUUCUGGGUAAUUUAUUAAUGUUUAAUUUUCAAUUUCCAUUUACCGUUGAACGAGUUUUUGUUUGGUGUGCAAAACGAGAUUCCGUGUGUUGAUUGCAUUUGAAGACAGAUGGCGGCUACAGGGUAUAUCUAUAUAAGGUUACUUUAUGCGUUUGUGUUUCUUUGAGUCGGUGGGGUUUGUAUGAAUUGGUCUUGUGUCUCGUCAAUUGAGAAUUUGCUUGGAAAUUAGAAGGUUCAACCUUGAAGAAGAGUCUUUUAUCUUCAUUUAUAGCAUCUGGAAUUGGUUUUGGAGUUCUUCUUGUUGGAGAAUUGAGUUGAUGGGGGGUAACAAUUCUAAGGAGGAUAAUUGGAGGCAGAAUUCAGCUGCGCGUUCAAGUUCCUCUUAUUCUUACAGUGCAUAUUCUGAUCCCCAAUCGGCUUAUGCUCAGGGGGGUUACACCUAUGAGCCACAACAGCCUUCUUAUCCUACAGAGCACUAUUAUGCCCCUCCCCCACCGCCACAAAACUAUGGCUAUGAACCUCAACCUCAUGCUAGUGGUAGAGUGGCCAGCCACAACACUGAUCGGAGGUUAGAGAGGAAGUACUCGAGAAUUGCUGAUAAUUACAAUUCCAUAGACGAGGUGACUGAUGCUCUUGCACGUGCAGGCCUUGAGUCUUCAAAUCUUAUUCUUGGUAUUGAUUUCACUAAGAGCAAUGAGUGGACAGGAAAGUAUUCAUUUAACAGAAAAAGUUUACAUCACAUCGGGAAUGGUCCAAACCCCUAUGAACAAGCAAUAUCCAUUAUUGGGAAAACCUUGGCUGCAUUUGAUGAGGAUAACUUGAUUCCUUGUUUUGGAUUUGGGGAUGCAUCAACACAUGAUCAAGAUGUCUUCAGUUUCUAUCCAGAUGAACGAUUUUGCAAUGGUUUUGAAGAAGUGUUGAGUCGGUACAGGGAAAUCAUUCCUAAUAUUCGACUUGCAGGUCCUACUUCUUUUGCACCAAUCAUUGAAAUGGCCAUGACAAUUGUUGAGCAGAGUGGAGGCCAGUACCAUGUUUUGGUGAUAAUUGCAGAUGGCCAGGUAACUAGAAGUAUUGACACUGAACGUGGAAGGCUAGGUCCACAGGAGCAGAAGACAGUGGAUGCCAUUGUUGAGGCCAGUAAAUUUCCUCUUUCAAUCAUAUUGGUUGGUGUUGGAGAUGGACCUUGGGACAUGAUGAAAGAGUUUGAUGACAAUAUUCCAGCUCGAGCCUUUGAUAAUUUUCAAUUUGUGAAUUUCACAGAAAUUAUGUCAAAGAACAUUCCUCCUUCUCGAAAAGAGGCAGCAUUUGCUCUUGCAGCAUUGAUGGAAAUUCCUUCUCAGUAUAAGGCAGCAAUAGAGCUUAAUCUACUAGGUAGUCGGAAGGCCAAUGGCCCUCAAAGAGUUGCCCUUCCAACACCAACAUAUGGUUCAGCAUCUUUUAGCGCUUCAAAACCUUAUGGUUCAACAUCUUUUAGCGAUACAAAACCUUAUGGUUCAACAUCUUUUAGUGAUACAAAACCUUAUGGUUCAGCAUCUUUCGGCAGUUCAAAACCUUCUUAUGCUACUAGCUUUGAGCAGAGUGUCCCUCAUCUUUAUGAUAACAGUGACCUUGUUGGAACAGCACCUCCUGCCCCUAGUACCACAUAUGACAAUCAGCUUUGCCCGAUAUGUUUGAGCAAUUCGAAAGACAUGGCCUUCGGAUGCGGGCAUCAGACAUGUUGUGAUUGUGGACAAGAUCUUCAGUCGUGUCCCAUCUGUAGGAGCCCCAUUAACACCAGAAUUAAGCUUUACUAAGCGGCGUCCUUCAUUGGGAAGUAAUUACUGUGUGGUGUAAGCUAAAAUUCUUUGAUUUUUUACCCCUCUUUUCUGGUUGUAUACAUCGUUAGAUCAACUCAGUUUCUAGUGAUGAAAAGUAGGACCUACAGUCCUCCCUAUGUAAUCAUUCCAUAAAUCGUCUUAUAUCUUUUUUUUGUUACUUCUCAUUUUUUACUAUAAUGAUUUGACUUUGUACCUGUUUCUUUAACUGAUCAAACUCGGAAUUUUCA
Messenger RNA from Abrus precatorius (Indian licorice), 2382 nucleotides. Its product is annotated as E3 ubiquitin-protein ligase RGLG2-like. NCBI's taxonomy places the organism in Eukaryota, Viridiplantae, Streptophyta, Magnoliopsida, Fabales, Fabaceae. Gene Ontology annotation, biological process: protein K63-linked ubiquitination. The record is from RefSeq and is a predicted model, not a curated record. Gene Ontology annotation, molecular function: ubiquitin protein ligase activity. Bases 656 to 2131 code for a protein of 491 amino acids. The transcript is spliced from 12 exons.